Episyrphus balteatus (marmalade hoverfly) is the source of this 1354-nucleotide messenger RNA. RefSeq names its product cyclin-dependent kinase 1 (gene Cdk1). Gene Ontology annotation, cellular component: nucleus. Gene Ontology annotation, molecular function: cyclin-dependent protein serine/threonine kinase activity; ATP binding; RNA polymerase II CTD heptapeptide repeat kinase activity. Lineage: Eukaryota; Metazoa; Arthropoda; Insecta; Diptera; Syrphidae. The coding region runs from base 146 to 1042 and encodes 298 amino acids. The record is from RefSeq and is a predicted model, not a curated record. The transcript has a single exon. Gene Ontology annotation, biological process: protein phosphorylation; G2/M transition of mitotic cell cycle; mitotic G2 DNA damage checkpoint signaling.
GCGCAAUUUUUUUUUGUAAUUUAAAAAAAAUCCAACGUUCCAUAGCGUGGCUCCAAAAGUAGAUUUAUGUCCAAAAAAUAAUUAAAAUAUUACACAAAAUCCUUAAAAAAAAUACAAAUUUGACUAAAAUCAAAUAAUUAUCACAAUGGACGACUUCCAAAAGAUUGAAAAAAUUGGCGAAGGUACCUACGGCGUUGUCUACAAGGGUCGCAACAAAGUGACUGGUCAAAUUGUCGCCAUGAAAAAGAUACGCCUCGAAUCCGAAGACGAGGGAAUUCCAUCGACAGCUAUAAGAGAAAUUUCCCUCCUCAAAGAAUUAAAACAUCCAAAUAUUGUUUGUUUGGAGGAUGUUUUGAUGGAAGAAAAUCGUUUGUAUUUAAUUUUUGAAUUUCUUUCAAUGGAUUUGAAAAAAUACAUGGAUUCAUUGCCAAUGGACAAAAUGAUGGAUCCCGAAUUGGUUAGAUCGUAUUUGUAUCAAAUCACAAAUGCUAUAUUGUUUUGUCAUCGUCGUCGUGUAUUGCAUCGCGAUUUGAAGCCACAGAAUUUGCUAAUUAACAAUAAUGGGGUCAUUAAAGUGGCUGAUUUUGGCCUGGGGCGAUCAUUUGGUAUUCCCGUGCGUAUUUACACUCAUGAAAUUGUUACACUUUGGUACAGAGCUCCAGAAGUUCUAUUAGGCUCGCCAAGAUACUCGUGUCCCGUUGAUAUUUGGUCAAUUGGAUGCAUAUUCGCCGAAAUGUCCACAAGGAAGCCUCUAUUCCAAGGUGAUUCCGAAAUUGAUCAGUUAUUUAGGAUGUUCCGUAUCCUCCGUACGCCUACCGAAGACAUUUGGCCGGGAGUUACUUCCCUGCCAGAUUAUAAAACCACAUUCCCAUAUUGGUCGACUAAUCAGCUUGCCAAUCAAGUGAAAAAACUGAAUUCAGUUGGUUUGGAUUUGAUUAAAAAGAUGCUUGUCUAUGAUCCGGUGCAUCGUAUUUCAGCUAAAGCAGUUUUGGAGCAUCCCUAUUUUGAUGGUUUUGAUAAAAAAUUAGUACCCACUGAAUAAUAAAAUACAAAAUAUUAUUUUAGUUUAUAAAAAAGAUAUGUAUUUCUACUUAGUCCCAACAUUAUUUUACUCAAUUUUAGCUUUAAAAAGAUAAAUUUAAAAAUUAAAUAACAGUAAUAUUGGCCUAAUUUAAUAAAUAAAAAAAAAAAAAUACAAAACUGUACAAAAUAAUUUAAACAAAAAAAUGAAUAUAAUAUGAAUUUGUAUUUUUGUCACCUCUGUAAAAAUGAUAACAAGGGACCAAUGGCUGACGUUAAACAGAGAGAGCGAAAGGCUUCCUUUUUUUUAGAAAUAUUAAAUCGUAAUAGUUUU